Molecule: messenger RNA, 1053 nt
Organism: Octodon degus (degu)
Lineage: Eukaryota; Metazoa; Chordata; Mammalia; Rodentia; Octodontidae
Gene: Ccdc28b
Product: coiled-coil domain containing 28B
Exons: 6
Coding region: 321-920 (199 amino acids)
Source: RefSeq, a predicted model, not a curated record
AAAGCCACCUCCAUUUUGUAAGGACUGUGCUCUCCCUCCCCAACUAACCGGGGAGGGAAACACUUUUCUGAAUCAGUACUACAUCUCCAGCAGGCACCUUAGUGAGAGGUGGGCUGAGUGAAGAACAAGCGGAGCCACCCCUCCAUCUACCUUCCAGCCGAAAGUGGCCACUUUCUCUUUAAAUGCAAAUCACCUCCCGCUAGCCUCGCUGCUACCCGCCUGAGUACCAGGAGGACUGCGCGGAGGGCCAGGAACUUGAGCGAGGCUUCAGCAUCACCCGGGACCCCAGCCCUCCAGGCCUGAGGCUCAGCCAGCAUCCAAUGGAUGACAAAAAGAAGAAAAGGAGUCCCAAACCCUGCCUGGCCCAGCCAGCCCAGGCGCCAAGCACACUUCGAAGGGUCCCAGUACCCACAAGCCACAGUGGCUCCUUGGCCCUGGGACUCCCUCAUCUGCCAUCCCCCAAGCAGCGGGCCAAGUUCAAGAGAGCUGGCAAGGAGAAAUGCCGCCCAGUGCUGGCGGGUGGCAGUGGUGGCCCUGCAGGCACACCCCUGCAGCACUCCUUCCUGACCGAGGUGACUGAUGUCUACGAGAUGGAGGGGGGACUGCUGAAUCUGCUCAAUGACUUCCACUCCGGCAAGCUCCAGGCCUUUGGGAAGGAAUGCUCCUUCGAGCAGCUGGAGCACGUGCGAGAGAUGCAAGAGAAGCUGGCCCGACUGCACUUCAGUCUGGAUGUGUGUAGGGAGGAGGACGAUGAGGAGGAGGAGGACGGAGUCACUGAGAGGCUUCCAGAGGAACAGAAAAAGACCAUGGCCGACCGCAACCUGGACCAGCUGCUCAGCAAUCUUGAAGAUCUUAGCAAUUCUAUACAGAAACUGCAUCUGGCGGAGAACGCUGAGCCUGAGGACCAGUCAACUACAUAAGUGUUGAACGCAAGCCCAGACUGCCUCUCAUUCCUUUCAAACUGUGACUCUUUAUCGACUCGGGAGGGUAUUCCACAGCCCCCCAGGUGCUAUCGGGGUGGGGAGCAUUGGAAGGAAUUAAAGGAGAAAAAAA